This is a messenger RNA of Cavia porcellus (domestic guinea pig), 2064 nucleotides long. Its product is annotated as glycine N-acyltransferase-like protein Keg1. Bases 324 to 1211 code for a protein of 295 amino acids. Gene Ontology annotation, molecular function: glycine N-acyltransferase activity. Lineage: Eukaryota; Metazoa; Chordata; Mammalia; Rodentia; Caviidae. The record is from RefSeq and is a predicted model, not a curated record. The transcript is spliced from 6 exons. Gene Ontology annotation, cellular component: mitochondrion.
CAAAGCUUUGUUCUGAUGAGUUAUUGUAUUGAACCAUUUAGUUAUUAAUUUAUGAAGGCUAGGAUAGUAGUGUGGAUAGCAUGUCAGAGAGCACCCUGAGCUCAGCAAAUUCCUGGUAAGGGUCUUUAAGGAGGAAUUGCGUGCUGACUCAGGCUGAGUGGAAAUAGAAUUGUCCAAAGUCUAGUUAAUAAGUGUUUUCUUUGGGGCUGGGGAUUUAGCUCAGCAGCAUAAGCGCCUGCCUUGCAAACAGGCAGUUGUGAGUUUGAUCCCUGCUACAGAUAAAGAGGAAAAAGACAAAAAAAAAAGCUGAGGUACUGGCCAAAAUGUUCCAUUUGCAAAGUCCACAGAAGCUGCUGAUGCUGGAGAAAUCUUUGCGGAUGGCCCUCCCUGAGUCCUUAAAGGUUUAUGGAACCAUCUUCCACAUGAACCAGGGAAACCCAUUCAAGCUAAAGGCCCUGGUGGAUUCCUGGCCUAAUUUUAAUACUCUGGUUGUUCGUCCUCAGGAGCAGGAAAUGACUGAUGACCUAGAUCACUACACCAACACUUACCUAAUCUACUCCAAGGAUCUCAAGAAGUGCCAGGAAUUCCUUGGCUCCCCAGAAGUCAUCAACUGGAAGCAGCAUUUGCAGAUUCAAAGUACACAGUCCAGCCUACAUGAGGUGAUAGAGAACCUUGCAUCCAUCCAUUAUGGCCAGGUCAAGCACACACAAUGCAAUCUCUACAUGCCACUGGAUACUGCAAAGAAACUGGUUCCUACCCUUGUGGACACAAAUAACUUAUCAUCCAAUGCCAACAAGCCCAAGUCCCUCAACCAAGAGAUGUUUAAACUCUCAUCGCUGGAUGUAGCACACGCUGCCUUAGUGAAUAAAUUCUGGAGCUUUGGUGGUAAUGAGAGGAGCCAGAGAUUCAUCGAGCGCUGUAUCCGGACCUUCCCCAGCUUCUGUCUGCUGGGGCCUGAGAAGACGCCUGUGUCCUGGACCCUGAUGGACUACACUGGAGAGCUGCGAAUGGGAGCCACUGUGCCCAAGUACCGGGGCCAGGCUCUCAUUUAUCAUGUCAGCCAUUGCCAGAUCCAGAGUCUGGGGAAACUUGGCUUCCCAAUGUAUGGGCAUGUGGAUAGAGCCAACCACAGCAUGCAAAGAUCAGUCACCAGGCUGCUUUGGGUCUCCUUGCCCUGUCAGUGGAAUCAGUGGAACAGCAUGCCUGUGUGAGGCUGGCCCUGAACUGAGUACACUGAGAGUGGGCAGGACAUGUGUCCAGUGUUGUUCAUGGGGAAGUGGAGAAGAGGAUAAAUUAUAAUGUGUGGUAGACUGUGAGCUCAGGGAACAGGGACCAGUGACAAACAGCUCACCCCGACCCUUGUCAUCAAAUCAUUCCCAGGCUGUCCUUGGUUUUCUUGGGUGGAAGUGGCCAGGCACUUCUGUCCCCUCAGUGCCAGGUUCCUGUGUUGUGCUUUUAACUGGCUACAUGAUUUCUCCUUUUCUCUCCCAAUGUUUGGCUCUUUUUCACUUGCCAGGACAGUUUUCUGACGUUUUUCCUUCUGGCCUUGUUGGCUUUUAUUUAUUUUUUUUUUUUUUCUUUUACCGCUUGGAGAAUUGUCUUUCCUUAACAAUAACAACAAAAAAAUAGUUUUCCCAGAUAACUUCCUACAUCUUCUAUGAAAACAAUGUAAAAUAGAUUGCAUGCCUAUGUGAGUAUAAAUAUUAUAUACAAUAAAAUAUUUGAUGCAAUAAUAAUUUGUUAUUCAGACGCAAAGGAGUUGGUAAUAUUUUUCUAACUGGUAUUAAUAUCUUUUGCAAAGAGCUAUCUUUUGCAACUCAUACCCUGGAAAAAGACUUCAGCAUUACUUCUAAAGGUUGAGUGUCAUUAACUCCCUCUAGAAUCCCCUCACCAUGAAGACACUGUUUGUGGAACCUUAGCAAGAACACUGGGAAAUGGUGCAUAUGAUUUGAGACAGGGGCUGUGGCAAGCUUCCUACAGGGCUGGAGAUUAGUUGACACCUCUUAGUGGCACGUGCUAUGAGAUGUCUUCAGUGCAAGGAGGGUUGUGGGAGUCUGAUGGAUA